Molecule: messenger RNA, 1495 nt
Organism: Bombus impatiens (common eastern bumble bee)
Lineage: Eukaryota; Metazoa; Arthropoda; Insecta; Hymenoptera; Apidae
Gene: Hacd2
Product: very-long-chain (3R)-3-hydroxyacyl-CoA dehydratase
Exons: 5
Coding region: 364-1449 (361 amino acids)
Biological process (GO): fatty acid elongation; very long-chain fatty acid biosynthetic process; sphingolipid biosynthetic process
Cellular component (GO): endoplasmic reticulum membrane
Molecular function (GO): 3-hydroxyacyl-CoA dehydratase activity
Source: RefSeq, a predicted model, not a curated record
UUAAAUUACGUAGCAUAUUCAACAGUAGAUAUGUUGGUAUCAUAUUAUGAACUUAAUUGUUAAUGGCUGAUAUGUGCAGUUCUUACAUUUUCGUGUAAUCAAAGUCAAAUGAUAAAUCAGACAUUAUUAGCUGUAAUGUUGACAGUGGCGUUCGUUGGAGUACGAAAUUUUGUGUUUACAUCGAAUAACUGAUAAAUUUUUAUUUACAAUGUUAAAAUACAAUAUAUAUAAUAAUGAAAAUUAUUUAAAAAAUAAAACGAUACAUCUUUUACUAACUUAGAACGAAAUAUGUACUUUCAAUAUCGAUCUGUUAUAACAAUAAGCCGGAUAAAAUUAACAUUUAUAGAAAUAUAAAAUGAAAAAAUGGCAGAUAUUUUAACUCCAUUUGUAUAUUGGGCUCAAACAGAGCAACAAAUUACAUUAAAGCAUGUUAAAGUUUACAUGAAUGAGAACAAAUUAAGGGUUACUGUUUAUGGACAAGGCGCGAGAGGUCUUAAUGAAUAUGGAUUUAGCUUGGAUUUACAUUCAUCUAUUAAUGUUGAGGAAAGUAAUUACAAAGUAACAGCUCGACAAGUUGAUUUUACAUUGGGUAAAAAGUGUCCUGCUUGGUGGCCAAGAUUAACUAGUCAACCACAAAAGCCAUCAUGGCUGAAAAUCGAUUUUGAUAAAUGGACAAGCGAAGAUUUAGACGAUAACGAAGAUGAAAGACGAGAUGUAUGCAGUGAUUAUCCCGACAUGUACGAUAAACUUCAUGAAGAAGAGUUUGGCUAUAGAAAAGAGGAUUUCAAAAAAGUGUAUCUAAUUAUCUAUAACCUUUGUCAAUUUGUUGGUUUUAUCUAUAUUCUAACUGUAAUGGGAAUUACGUAUUCGCGAGAUGGACCAGCAUCUAUGAAAGAAACUUAUGUAGCUGUUGGGAAUGCAAUGAAAUUUAUACAACUUAUACAAUUUUUAGAAGUUAUGCAUUCAUUAUUUGGUUACACUAAGAGUAGUACAUUUGUAACAUUUGUACAAGUGGGAGGCAGAGCAUUUAUUUUAUUUAUUAUGAUUGAGGCUGAACCACGUAUGCAAACGAAACCAGUUGUCUUUUAUCUUUUCCUUGUAUGGAGUAUAGUAGAAGUAUUUAGAUAUCCUUAUUAUCUCAUGCAAUUACUUAAAAUCGAGAUUUCAUUUUUAACAUGGCUAAGAUAUACAAUAUGGAUGCCUUUAUAUCCAUUAGGCUUCCUUUGUGAAGGGAUUAUAAUAUUAAGAAAUAUCCCAUAUUUUGAAGAGACGCAGAAGUUUACUGUUUCUUUACCAAAUUCUUGGAAUUUUGCAUUUCAUUUUCCAUCGUUUUUAAAGAUAUAUUUACUCAUAUUCUGUUUACCCUUUAUGUACAUGCUGAUGUCUCGCAUGAACCAAAUACGUUAUAAAAAGUUAGGCAAAUCUAGGUUGAAAAAAAAGUAUGCGUGAUGUAAAACAAGAUAAGAUAAAGAAAUUAAAAUAUUAGAAAAUUUCA